UUGCCCUCAGCUAUGCAUCUGUCCCUUUAAGACCAAAAUUUAAUGUGUGACUAUUUUCCCUUAUUUGUGAUGAGAAAAAAACGUACCUAGUUGAUGUUCUACCCCUCAAGCAGCUGUUUAAAACAACCUGCUAGUCUGGAACAAAGCACAGUGUACUUGAAUAAAUACAAGCCUAUCCAAAUCCCUCUGUUCUCUCCCCCCCCCCCCCCCCCCAAUUACCUUGAGUUAAGUCUUUGGAAAGGCUUCUAGGUUGAAAAGGAGAUCACUCUCUGAAGCAUAACUUCUUUGUCAGGUUUCCACACACCCCUCAUCCAAUCAGUAGACAGCAGUGCCCCACCCACCUUCAUUAUUUCAGAUAACUCAGGCGGUUCAAGGAGUGGAUUCAGCAGAGACAGAGGUGAAGGCUCCUGAAACAUUGUAUGCAGCACCAAUCUGGUUACAGAAUGCAACAAGAGGCUUUCACAGUCCAUGACUGGUUGAAGUGGCUGUGGCCUGAGACUGAAAUAGAUCCUUGUGUUCUUCUGGCCUUGACCUGUGGUUCAGCUGCAGCUUUCUUGGCAUACAAAUGUGUGAGCCAGAAGAGGAUAAAAAAACAAAUACAGGAUGCACAGAAAAAGAGACAUCUUGGCUUAGAAAAAAUGGAAAAAGCUACUCAGAAGUUUAAACAACAGAAUCCCAGUGAACAAGCUGCCAAUAUCCUUUCUCUGCCUCUGGUUGAGUUGGCUGAAAAGCUGAGAGAAGAGUCCCUGUCUCCAGAAAGCGUCCUUUAUGCCUACAUGGGGAAGGCUUUUACAGUAAACCAGGAGGUCAACUGUGUGCGCCAUUUUAUUCCAGAAUGUGAACAGCACCUUCAGAAACUGAAAAUGCAGACCAAAAAGGGCUUAUUGUAUGGGAUACCUGUGAGCAUCAAGGACCACAUUGGCUACAAGGACCACUUAUCAACAUGUGGCUUUGUUGCAUCACUUGAUGUUCUAGAAGAAGAGGACAGUGUGUUAGUCAAGGUACUGAAGAGACAGGGAGCAAAUCCAUUUGUAAUCACCAAUGUCCCCCAAUCCUUAAUGACCUAUGGCUGCAGCAACUCAAUUUUUGGCCAGACACUGAACCCUCUCAACCAUAGGAAAGGCCCUGGGGGCUCCUCUGGAGGAGAAGGGGCUCUGAUUGCAGGAGGAGGGUCCAUCCUGGGCUUUGGGACUGACACAGGUGGAAGUAUCCGCUUGCCUUCCAGUUUCUGUGGUCUUUGUGGACUGAAGCCAACAGGAGACAGGUUGAGCAAUAUUGGCAUAAGAGGCCCUGUUGAUGGAAUACUUUCAGUUACAACAUCAGUGGGACCACUGGCGAGGGAUGUGGACAGCCUCGUUCUGUGCAUGAAGGCUCUCUUGUGUGAUUACAUGUUCCAGUUGGACCCCUUGGUGCCACCUAUGCCAUUUAACGAAGAGGUAUACAUGAGCACUGCUCCACUCCGGAUUGGGUAUUAUGAUACUGAUGGUUAUUUCUUGCUUCCUCCCUGCAUGAGGCGGGCUGUGUAUGAAACUAGGGAGCUUCUCCAAGAAGCUGGUCAUACGCUGGUUCACUUCACUCCACCGUCCGUGCCCUAUGUCAUGAACGAACUUUUUAUCAAAGGCAUUUUUGCUGAUGGAGGCUCAACUCUACUGGCCUUGCUUGGAAAAGACAUAGUAGAUCCAAGCCUGAAACCUCAGGUGAAUUUCCUGAGAAUCCCAAAUUUGAUAAAGAAAAGUUUGGCCAAAAUAAUUAAACCAUGGUUUCCACGACUGGCCAACCAACUGAAUGCAUUGUGUGGAGUGAGGUCUGUGAAGUCCCUGUGGGAACAGCAUGAUAAAGUGAAGGCUUAUCGUAAGAAGUUUGUUGAUGAAUGGAGGAGGUGCAAGUUGGAUGUCAUCCUAUGUCCAGUUCUGGGUCCUGCCUUUACUCUUAGAUAUCCUGGAAAGCUGCUGGCUGCUGUCUCAUCUACCAUGUUAUACAAUGUCUUGAACUUUCCUGCUGGAGUUGUGCCAGUCACCACAGUGACAGAGGAUGAUGAAGAAGUAUUGCAGCAGUACCAAGGACAGUAUGGUGAUCCAUGGGACAAGAAACUGAAAAAGGCUGUGGAAGGUGCAGUGGGGCUUCCUGUAGCUGUGCAAUGUGUGGCCUUACCAUGGCAAGAGGAAUUAUGUCUUCGGCUCAUGAAAGAAGUAGAGACACUGUCCUGCAAGAGGAGAGAGAAAAAGGCCCUAUGACUUCGACAGAGGAGGCAAUUUGUCUAGAAUGGAUAUAAUUGCACAGUAAAAGUAUGAAGUGUCGUAUAGCCCAAACAACAAAUAACCAAAAAUAUAAAGCAUCCUUUUGACUCCAGUGUUCUUUGUGCCUUUCACCACUUCUGUUGAAGGAAGCAUUUAUCUGAAUUACCAGCUCACCAGGCACUGGGUAUAGUAUUACGAUUAGCUGGUUCUAAAAUAAGUAGUUUUUGCCGCUGUUCUGAUGUUUUCCUAUCAGCAAGGAGGGGUCCAACUCCCCCACAAAGUCUUAAACAAAUCAGGUGACAGAAGCUCAUCCCAUUCAAAGUUAGCAACACAGUCCCUUCAAGAACAUCAGCUGUCCCGAACAGCGUCACAUAUAUUUUGUCUUAAUUUUGUUUCCACCUUCAUUUUCCUGGUACUGUUCAACAGCAAAGACUGCCUCUUCUUAUGAUUUAAUUAAUGAAAUUACAUAAUUGGAUGUCAUCAUAUUGAUGACACCUUAACCUCAAACCCUGGAUAAUCUCAUUUAGCACCCAGUGCUGAAAGUAUCAGCAAGGCACAGAGCCCCAUAAAACACAGCAAAACAGAACUCAGAACUGUGGUUUUCUUAAGCUCAAUGAUGACACUUUAAGUAUGGUCUGAGGAAAUUACUGAAACCAUUCAAGAUAGUAUCCUGACAUUCCCACUCCAAAAAUCACUAUAGUGGAAUUGAAUGGCUGAUGAUGAAUCAAUACUAAAAUCAGAUAGGAUGGGUCUGUAGUUAGGAGGGAAAUCAGACAAGACUGCACCUCCUCCUUCUCGCACUAGUUAUCAUUCCCUCUAAAAAUAAAAAUGAAUGUGAAAAUCACAAACUUGACUAAAGCUGUGACAUUCUACAUUGUAAUCAUAUCCAUGCUGACUGUCAAAAGAAUGAAUGCAUGCCACACCUUUCUUCCUUCAUGAGCCUCCAGAUAGCAUACGUGGGGCUGUAGGGAGGUCUCCCAUCAAACAUGGGCUAGAUCCAAACAUGCCUAGCUUCCAGAAAAUUGCUGUACCAUGGGCCUUGAGGUUAAGCCCUGGGAUUCGAAUGGUAUGAAACUAUCAUUUUACAUGUGGCUGUAAAACACACACGCUAUUUUCUAGCAAUGUACUGCUUGCUGUUAUAAUUGUGCUUGCUUUAACUUUAAUGAAAUACAUUAGCAAGACAUGUGCAAUGAUCCAAAUGCAUUUCAAGAGUGUGUAUAAGGUUUUCCAUUCAUAACUCAUUUCAGUUUCAGCAUGGAUUGCAAGUUGGAAAAUCAUGUAUGCAGUUAUGUGUUUGUAAAUUGUACAUAUGUAGACUUUGUGCACAAAAGCAUAAUCUACUUAUGGAGAUUAGGGUGUGCUACCCAUUGGUGCUGUCCUGAUUUCCAUCUCCCUCAGAGAUAUGUAUAACAAGCCACAUUCUAAACAAAGUAUACGCUAAUAUGUCACAAGAUGGAAACUGAAAAACUCAUUAACCUGAAUGGUAGUUACUGUUUAUUCUUCCCUUAUUUGUUUGUUGCAACACUGUCCACUCUCUUCACAUUUUGAAUAUCUGAUGGGAACUUAUUUCAUUUUCCUUAUUUACAUUAUUUACAUUCCUUAUUUACAUUCCCAGGGAUUCAAGGUGGAUUACAGAACUAUAGACAAUAUGACAAAUGUGGGUCCUCAGCUAAGCAUAAAUAGCACAAGGGAUGGAUGAGAUUGCAAAAAUUUGCAAGGUCUGGCUACUUUUAUUUUGGAGAAGAUGUGGUUCAGAUGUGGGGCAGGGAGAGGAGCUACAUACUGGAGAAUGGAGAGCAGGGUGUGUGAGCAAUGCAUGACAGUCCUUCGAGAGGGGGUGAAGUAAAAGUACAACAUAAGGCUUACAUAAUGCAUAUAGUUUAAAGUGACCUCAUAUCAUAAAAAUAAUGUUGUUUUAUUUUUCACGGAAAGGUCCCUGAAAAUAUAAAUAUGAAAGGUUUAUUUUUGCAUACAUAUCAAGGCACAAAGAAAAACUGAUAGCCUUACUGAACCAUAAAGCUUUUCUUCUUUAGAAGCCCUUCCAGUUUUGAGACACUAAUUUCAGCUCUGGAAGGAGAGCACUUUGUCUUGUUUUUGCCAUCAAGUUGCAGAUGACUUAUGAUUGCCACUGUAGGGUUUUCAAGGCCAGAACUAUUCAGAGGUGGUUUGCCAUUGCCUGCCUCUGUGUAGGGACCCUGGACUUCCUUGGUGGUCUCCCAUCCAAUUACUAAACAGGGAUGACGUUGCUUAGCUUUCACAAUCUGAUGAGAUUGGGCUAGCCUGGGCUAUCCAAGACAGGGCUUCAGAGCAUAGCUUGAGCUCAAGUGUCACCUGCUGUCUGUGAUGUGAAUUAUCAGCCAUUCUUUUUUUUUUUAUAAUAUCUUUAUUGAGUAUAAUUUAAAAGAAUCAGUUAUACAUUUGUAUUUAUCAGUUGAUUGUGAACAAUCAUACAUUGUCAAUCAUUAAGUUCAUGUAUAACUUAAAAGGAGCAAUUAAACAAUCACUUUAAUUCAGCUUAUUAAGUACAGGAUAUAACCAGUUGCUCCAUCCCUCCCCUUAUCCCUCCCCUUCUUCCCCUUCCCUCCCCCUGUCUUUACCCGCUUGACUUCCCCUCAGUUUCUUAACUAUAUAUCAGUAUCUUAACGACUCUAAUUCCUAUUUACAUAUGUUAACUUAAACAAGCUUCAGAAGGAAAAGAAAACUUAACCAUUAUUUUCUUCACUGUAACCUAAAUUCCUUCAACCUCAGAGAAAAGAAAAGUAUAAAUAUAUUCAAUAUUCUAUUGGA
Molecule: messenger RNA, 5024 nt
Organism: Sphaerodactylus townsendi
Lineage: Eukaryota; Metazoa; Chordata; Lepidosauria; Squamata; Sphaerodactylidae
Product: vitamin D3 hydroxylase-associated protein-like
Exons: 16
Coding region: 420-2234 (604 amino acids)
Biological process (GO): fatty acid catabolic process
Molecular function (GO): amidase activity; fatty acid amide hydrolase activity
Source: RefSeq, a predicted model, not a curated record